AAAUUAACGAUCAAUCGAAAUGAUUCCGACCGCGCCUGAAGUUGCCAUCAGUCAAAAUUUCUACGACAUGCCCGUAACGCGUAAAAUGAUCAAACCUUAAAAGGGCAGAAAUCUCGUUCGGCCAAACCGUCAAGCAAAAUUCUUGGACACCGUACAAAGGGACCAGUAAACCCGUUUGCCGACGUUAACGACCACCGUACUCGAUAAAUUCGCAACGUCGUAAACUACCCGAAGGUUAUGCGAUGCAAAGUGAACCCGCGCGAUCGUUUAGAAACUUGGUAACUUCCUAACUGACAGGAGAUUUCGCAACGAAAAUUCAACGUAACCAGACUCGAAUAAUAGCGUUUUGCUGAAAAAAAGAUUUACAUCGUUCAUUCCUUGUAGAUCUCUGUCGAACGUCUCGCGUCGUUUGAUUUCCCGUUUCUGUAAAAUUCUUGGACGUCAAAACGAACGCUAGAGGUAUGAAAGGUACGAUGAGAAGAGGGACGAAGUGUGUCGCGCAGACUAUCAAUCUGUCCAAUCCGGAAACAUGCAUAAGACCGAAGAGGAUUCAGAAGCUGGUCCAGUCGGAUCCGACGCGGCCGUGUCCCAAUGUCUCCGCUGGAUCCACGUCCUAUUGGACUCCACGGCCGGUGGCCAUUAAAAUCUGCUCACGGAAGGACAUGCAGAGAACUUGCCCGCCCAAGCUGUGCGACUGUCCCCAAAAAGCACCGCCGAAGUCGGUGGCACAGAAACUCUGCUCGACUCUGAUCUUUCUUCUGAAGAGCGGGAUCGCGGCUGGUCUCGUUUACUGGACGCAUUCCGAGGGCUUGUGGGGUAGCAGCGAGGACGUCGAGGACUUGUAUCGUAGAAUAGUGUCCACUAUUUGCACCAGCAAUGACUACGAUGAAAUCGAGUUGCCGCAUCUGCACCAGUUCAGAUAUGUGCUGAUUGAGAAGUAUAAUAAUGCAGUGUUCACCGUAAUGAACUGCAUCCUGACCGCGACGUAUAAGUUGCGCGACCAAAUCCGAAAUAUGAUGGACCCGUGUUCUCCGACGAAGCCGUGCGACGAGGCCAAGUGUCCGUGCAAGAAGCAAACAGAGUCGACAGAGUCGACAGAGUCGACAGAGUCCACGGAGUCCGUGUAAUCUUAACGUCUCACUCUUAAAAGCCUGUACGUCGUGUGCACGUUCCCGUGAACAUAUGAAAAAUCGUAAUGCACGAUGAAUUUAUAAA
This is a messenger RNA of Ceratina calcarata, 1215 nucleotides long. RefSeq lists its product as uncharacterized. The transcript has 3 exons. NCBI's taxonomy places the organism in Eukaryota, Metazoa, Arthropoda, Insecta, Hymenoptera, Apidae. The record is from RefSeq and is a predicted model, not a curated record. The coding region runs from base 462 to 1127 and encodes 221 amino acids.